Messenger RNA from Grammomys surdaster, 2234 nucleotides. RefSeq names its product MTOR associated protein, eak-7 homolog (gene Meak7). The record is from RefSeq and is a predicted model, not a curated record. Bases 101 to 1504 code for a protein of 467 amino acids. The transcript has 8 exons. Lineage: Eukaryota; Metazoa; Chordata; Mammalia; Rodentia; Muridae. Gene Ontology annotation, biological process: TOR signaling.
AGAAAAGGCCCGGUAGGGCUGCCAGCAAGCUAUCCCACUCCUGGGGACAAGACCGGCCGGCAUCUGCUUCUGUGUGUCAAGUGCUCUAUUGGCCAGCGCAAUGGACUUCAGGAGAGAGCUCCAGAGAGCGGGCAAGAUGGGGAAUGCCAAGAGCCUGUCGGACCAGAGGAUGGCCUCAAGGUUCUUGCCCGAGGAGCAGGCUGAGGUGGACAGGCUGUUUGAUGCCCUGUCAUCUAGAGAAGGCGGUGUGGCAACGGGGACAUUCUCUCUGGAGGUGCUGAAGAGCCAUGUCAAGGAGGCCCUUCCCCCAGUGAUGGUCACCAGACUAUACACCGGCAUGCGGAGGGUGAAGCCGACAGACAGGGCACAUGGGAGCUGCAAGAACGUUUCCAGGGAGCAGUUCACGGCGUUCCUGUCCCAGCUGUUGAGAGGGAGCAGCGAGGAGAAGGGCCUCAUGCUUAUGAACAUGAUCUCGGCUGCAGAGGGACCUACAAAGACCAGAGAUGUCCAGAAGUUCACAGAGGACCUGGUGGCCUCUGUGGUGCAUGUGCUGACCCACCGGCAUGAGCUUCGAGGCUGGACCUGGAAGAAAUCCGCGGCGCCCCCCAGCAGUAUGCAGGCGAUGGUUGCCCAGCUGCUCUCAGAGAUGAAGUUUCAAGAUGGCCACCAGUUUCCAGACCCUCAGUGCCUGGACCAGAUCUGCGACCAAGCCAUGAUCGAGGAGUGGGUGUUUCAUGUCCCUCACCUGGGCAUGUUUCUGGGUGUGGUCAUCCACAGGGGCCUGUGCCUCCUGGGCUCCUCCUUUGACCUUUCCACGCUGGUCCCCGAGUGCCACGUGGACCAAGGCAGGCCAUUGGAGAGCAUUCUGGAUGUGCUGUCCGUCAUCUACCUCAGCUCCCACCUGGCAGCAGAGCACCGCCACCGCUGGCGCCUGCUGUUCUCCACACAGCUCCACGGACAGAGCUUCUCCCAGUUGUGCAGCCACAUCACGAACCAGGGGCCCAGCCUGGUUGUCCUUGAGGACAGGGAUGGCUACGUCUUCGGUGGCUUUGCUUCCUGCUCUUGGGAAAUUAAGCCUCAGUUCCAAGGGGACAACAAGUGUUUCCUGUUCUCCAUCGCCCCCAGAAUGGCCACACACCUGUACACAGGCUACAAUAACCACUUCAUGUACUUGAACUGCGGACAGCAGACCAUGCCCAAUGGACUGGGCAUGGGUGGGCAGCACCAUUACUUUGGGCUUUGGGUGGCUGCCGACUUUGGGAAAGGACACAGCAAGGCCAAGCCCGCGUGCACCACAUACAACAGCCCACAGCUGUCUGCCCAGGAGGACUUCCUGUUUGAUAAGAUGGAGGUGUGGGGACUCGGCAACCCCUCAGAGACAUAUCAGGACAAGAACAAGAAGAGCAUCCUGGACUCAAAUCCUGACGCCCGGAUCCUGUUGGAGAUCACUGGACGGGCUGGGCACAGUGAGGGACUGCGGGAAGUCCCCGAGGAUGAAGACUGAAGCUCAUCCUGGAGAAGGGGCGGGGACUCCCCCAGGGGCGGGGACUCCCCCAAGGAUCCAGGGCAGAAAGCAUCCAGCUUCCUCACUGCUGGGUGAGCAGAGAGAGCUCUUCUGCCCUCUGCCCUCCCUCCUGCUUAGCCUUACCACAGAGCCACAUGGUUGCACACAGGCCAUCACGGACAUACUUAAUCAGAACACAGCCAUGCCAGGAGCGAUCCCUCUGAAGCCAUAAUUGACAGGUGUUGCCUCCCAGGGUCCCUGAGCGCAGGUUAACCUUGGCCUGAAACUUCGUUUUUUGUCCAUGGCAUCCAAACACAAAGAGCCUUGAAACCUGCUGGGACCAGUGGUCGGUUGUUGUGGGCGUACGCUCUUGCCUUGUGAAGAAGCACCUUGCUUGGCCUUUGCUCUGGGGGUCCCUGGAAGUGCCCCAAUGGCCCGUCAUGAGCAGAAAGACAGGGGUGCUUAGAUGAGUAUCUCGCUACUCCGUGAGAAUACCCCCCACAUCCCUGCAGCAUGGAAUUUGUGGGUUUGUAGCUGGAGAUCGGAAGGAAAUGUCUGUGGGGGGAGGUCGUCAGAGCGGGCUUGCCAUGGGGGUCCCGUCUAGCUUCCUCACACUUUUAAAGCAAGUCUGGCGAACAAGUGGGCAAACCCGACCUAUUUACCCAGAGACCAAGCCUUUACUGUGCUGCUAACCCAAAUACAGGACUUGGGACCUUUGGGGAGACUUGAA